Molecule: messenger RNA, 8500 nt
Organism: Sinocyclocheilus grahami
Lineage: Eukaryota; Metazoa; Chordata; Actinopteri; Cypriniformes; Cyprinidae
Product: kinesin-like protein KIF13B
Exons: 44
Coding region: 324-6281 (1985 amino acids)
Biological process (GO): microtubule-based movement
Molecular function (GO): microtubule binding; microtubule motor activity; ATP binding
Source: RefSeq, a predicted model, not a curated record
CUCCGCGCCGACAGGCCCCGCCCACUCCAGCACUCGUGUGACUGAAGGUGCGGCUCCAGCUGCUCGCUCUGUUUACGGUCCGCCUGUCCCGUAUGUGCGUGAUUCACCUGCUGUGCUCAGACGCUCCUGGAGAUCCGCUGGAGUUUAACACGGGCCGGGCUGGAAGUGUUUUAUUCCCGUCUGGAUGCGUCAGUGUGUCUGUUCUGGACAUUUAAUCUGUAGCAGUUCCGCAUGAUCACUGCUGGAAUGACACGCACAGCUCCUUAACGAGCAGACACACUCUCCAUGAACAGGAACUGGUGAGACAGGUGCAGAAGAUCUUCAUGAUGGAUGAAAGUGCUGUGAAUGAGUCUAAUGUGAAAGUGGCGGUCCGGGUGCGACCCAUGAACAGGAGAGAACGAGACUUAAAGACAAAAUGUGUUGUGGACAUGGAAGGAAAUCAGACCGUCCUGUACCCGGCCAAUGGAAACCUGGGAAAGGGCGACAGCAGGAGCAAACCAAAGGUUUUCGCGUAUGAUUAUUGCUUCUGGUCUAUGGAUGAGGCUGAGACGGCCAAAUUUGCAGGUCAGGAUGUGGUGUUUCAGUGUCUUGGAGAGAGUCUUUUGGACAGCGCUUUCCAAGGAUACAAUGCCUGUAUAUUUGCAUAUGGGCAAACAGGCUCAGGAAAGUCAUAUACGAUGAUGGGAACGGCGGAGCAGCCGGGUCUGAUCCCACGCCUGUGCAGUUCUCUGUUCCAGCGCACCGUACAGGAGCAGAGGGAGGGCGAGAGCUUCACCGUGGAGGUGUCCUACAUGGAGAUCUACAACGAGAAGGUGCGAGACCUUCUAGAUCCCAAAGGGAGCCGGCAGGCGUUGAGGGUCCGGGAGCAUAACGUGUUGGGGCCGUAUGUAGACGGUCUGUCCCGCCUCGCUGUGACCAGCUACAAGGACAUCGAGUCUCUGAUGUCGGAGGGGAAUAAAUCCCGCACUGUGGCGGCCACGAACAUGAACGAGGAGAGCAGCCGCUCGCACGCCGUCUUCAACAUCAUUCUGACGCACACGCUCCGAGACCUGAAGACUGGGACGAGUGGAGAGAAGGUGAGUAAACUCAGUCUGGUGGAUCUGGCCGGCAGUGAGAGAGCAGAUAAAACUGGAGCUGGAGGAGAAAGACUCAAAGAAGGCAGCAACAUUAACAGGUCAAACACACACAGACACACACACAUUUGUUUAUACCAUGAGCGACAGAAGCAGCUGGAGAGUUUGGGAAUUUCUCUGCAGUCGUCUGGGAUCAGAGUCAUUGAUGAUAAAUGCUUCCUGGUCAACCUGAACGCAGACCCCGCUCUCAACGAGCUGCUCGUCUAUUACUUAAAGGAACACAUAACUCGUGUGGGUUCUGCAGACUCUCAGGACAUUCAGUUGUGUGGUUUGGCAAUUCAGUCAGAGCAUUGUGUUAUAGACAUCAAACUAGAGACGGGAAUCACGCUCACCCCGAAGAGAAACGCUCGCACAUGUGUGAACGGCACUGUGGUCUCGUCUCCCGUCCAGCUGCAUCAUGGGGAUCGAAUCCUCUGGGGAAACAACCACUUCUUCAGGAUCAGUGUGUCGAACGUGUAUCGUGUUGGUGUUGAGGAUGAGGAGGGGUGUACGAGGAAGGCCGGUCUUCCUGAGCAUCUGGAUGUGGAUGUAGACAGUCUCAGUCACGCCUCCAGUGACAACAGCUUCAGUUUUGAGUCCGCACAGACGGAAGUCAUGAUGAAAGCGCUGGGAAACAACGAGCCGCUGCAGUCGGUGCUUCACUCUCUGGAGCGCAGGCAUGAGGAGGAGAAGCGCUCGGCUCUGGAGCGACAGCGGCUGAUGUACGAGCAGGAGCUGCAGCAGCUGCGCAGAAGUCUGUCGACAGAGCUGCAGAUGCAGGGCUCUCACCUGCAGCAGCAGCGCCUGGUCUCCUCUCAGAGCCCACUACGCCAGUGGAGUGGCGAGAGGGAAGUUUUGAUGAAUCGAAGUCUGCGUAAGCUCAAAGAUCAGAUUGUGAAGGCCAAUCUGCUGGUUCAGGAGGCUGGAUUCAUCGCUGAAGAGCUCAACAAGAAAACCGAAUAUAAAGUCACACUGCAGAUCCCGGCUGCUAACCUCAACGCCAACCGCAAGCGGGACACGGUUCUGAGCGAGCCGGCGGUGGAGGUGAGGAGGAAGGGCAAAGGAAAGCAGAUCUGGUCCGUGGAGAAGAUGGAGAACCGGCUGCUGGACAUGAGAGAGCUCUACCAGGAGUGGAAAGACUAUGACGAGGACGAUCCUCCGCUGCAGUCGGUGCUUCACUCUCUGGAGCGCAGGCAUGAGGAGGAGAAGCGCUCGGCUCUGGAGCGACAGCGGCUGAUGUACGAGCAGGAGCUGCAGCAGCUGCGCAGAAGUCUGUCGACAGAGCUGCAGAUGCAGGGCUCUCACCUGCAGCAGCAGCGCCUGGUCUCCUCUCAGAGCCCACUACGCCAGUGGAGUGGCGAGAGGGAAGUUUUGAUGAAUCGAAGUCUGCGUAAGCUCAAAGAUCAGAUUGUGAAGGCCAAUCUGCUGGUUCAGGAGGCUGGAUUCAUCGCUGAAGAGCUCAACAAGAAAACCGAAUAUAAAGUCACACUGCAGAUCCCGGCUGCUAACCUCAACGCCAACCGCAAGCGGGACACGGUUCUGAGCGAGCCGGCGGUGGAGGUGAGGAGGAAGAGCAAAGGCAAGCAGAUCUGGUCCGUGGAGAAGAUGGAGAACCGGCUGCUGGACAUGAGAGAGCUCUACCAGGAGUGGAAAGACUAUGACGAGGACGAUCCUAAAGGAAAGUGGAGUGAAGUGACCCGCAGGCUGGAGCUCUGGGUUCAGAUCCUGGAGCUGAAUGAUGCUGGAGAGUUUGUGCCGGUGGAGGUUCAGCCAGCUAAGGACGUCUGCACAGGAGGAAUAUUUCAGCUUAAACAGGGUCAGUCCAGGCGUGUUCAGGUGGAGGUGCGUUCGGUCCAGGACUCCGGCACCAUGCCUCUGAUCACCGAGUCUGCACUCAACAUCUCCAUCGGCAAUGUGGAAGUCCAUCAAACUCGAUCUGGCAAAAGCACAGAGACCCAGAGGAAAGGAAAGUGGAGUGAAGUGACCCGCAGGCUGGAGCUCUGGGUUCAGAUCCUGGAGCUGAAUGAUGCUGGAGAGUUUGUGCCGGUGGAGGUUCAGCCAGCUAAGGACGUCUGCACAGGAGGAAUAUUUCAGCUUAAACAGGGUCAGUCCAGGCGUGUUCAGGUGGAGGUGCGUUCGGUCCAGGACUCCGGCACCAUGCCUCUAAUCACCGAGUCUGCACUCAACAUCUCCAUUGGCAAUGUGGAAGUCCAUCAAACUCGAUCUGGCAAAAGCACAGAGACCCAGAGGGUGGGAGAUAAAGAUGUGGACAGUUAUCAGGAGGUUGAUCUGGAGAGACUGAGGGCCCGGUGGCUCACGGCUCUGACUGAACGACAGGAAUAUCUGGACCAACGUCUCCAAAAACUCGUCAGCAAGCAAGAUAAGUCAGAAGAGGAUGUGGAGAGCGAGUCGCAGCUGCUGGAGUGUCGUCUGACGCUGACAGAGGAGAGAAACGCUGUGCUGGUGCCCUCUGCUGGCAGCGGUAUCCCAGGAGCCCCGGCGGAGUGGGUUCCUGUGCCAGGAAUGGAGACCCACAUCCCAGUCAUCUUCCUGGACCUCAGCGCUGAUGAUUUCCAUGAUCAUCUGUCCGCUCCUCUAGCUGGAGGUCUGGAUGCUGCGCUCGACAGAGAAGAUAAAGAUGAUUUCAUGGACUUACAGAUAGUCAAACACUAUGAGAAUGAGGUGAAGGCAGAGGCAUCAUGGGACUGCACCGUUCAUGACAGCCCUGAGCUGAAUCGAGCGACGGGGCCGGAUCAGAGGAUUUACCUCAGUGUCCGCACCAUCGUUCUGCUCAGUCAUCCCGCACAAAUGCAGCUGGUGCUACGCAAGCGCAUCUGCGUGAACCUCACCGGACGACAGGGUUUUGCUCAAAGUCUGCUGAGGAGAAUGUCUCACCGCAGCUCAGUUCACAGCUGUGGAGUCGCAUUUGAGAUAGUCUCAAAUAUCCCAGGGGACAUUCAGAGAUUUGAGGACAGAGAGAUGCUCGCCCGACUGGCUGCCAGCACCGACAACCCAGGAGCGGAAAGUGAAGCAGCCAUCGAGAAAUACCUGCGGAGUGUGUUAGCGGUGGACAACAUCCUCACGCUGGACCGUCUCAGACAGGAGGUUUCUGUGAGGGAACAUCUGACAGAUAAAGGAAAGAUUCCCAAACGCUGCCUCAGUUCACCCAAUGUACACCGGCUCUCUGGCAGUAGGAAAGAUCUGUCCAGCAGCCAAGACUCAGAAGACAAUAAAAGUGGUUGGGACAGUCGGCAGGAGAUUUCUAUGCUAACAUCAGCCACAAAGAGUCCAUCUCACUCAGCGUCAGUACAAAAUCAAAACUCGGAGCCAGGUAACUGUCCUCAUCCUCUCCUGCUGUCCACGUUUCCCUUCACAGGUCUCUCAGGAUUUGCUGCAUCUUAUUUCUCCCCAGUGAAAGCUCUAGUGUCUCCAGUACCCAAGAUGUUCAAGACUCUGUUAUCCAAGAAAGAGACGCCUCCUCCUGCUGUCUUUGAGCAGAAUGUGCCACGUAUUAUUGUGCAGUCUGCCAGUCUUGAAGACAUCAACAGCUAUGAACUGACUCCACUGGGUCCAUCAAAAGAAACUGCUCAAGACAGCCAAUCAGAAUCUGCUUCCUUUGUGCCCAUAUUUCCGGUUAUUCCUGAUAAAGUGGAGACCACCGAAGCAUCCACCAUAUCCUCAGAAACCACGUCUGACAUCCAGAUAAGCCAUGCUAUGGAAACUCCAAUUUCAGAGAAUGUUGAGGAGAUUCUAUGUCCUCAAGAAGUUGAAGUUCCACCUCCAUCUGUUCCUCCAGUAGUUGAGGAAAUUCCAGCUCCUAAUCUUUCUUUCAAGUUUGAGGAGGUUCUACUUACAUCUGUUCCUCCAGUGGUUGAGGAAGUUGUAUCUCCUAAUUCUCCUUCAGAGGCUGAGGAGGUUCUACCUUCAUCUGUUUCUCCAGAGGCUGAGGAAGUUCUGUUUCCAUCUGUUUCUGCAGAGGUCAGAGAGUUUCCGCCUCUUUCGGUUUCUCCAGAACUCAAAGAGUCUCUACCUCCUACUGUUCCAUCAGAGAUUAAGGAGGUUUCACCUCCUGCUCCUAUAGAGGUUGAAGACCCCAAGCAAAGUCCAAUUGGUGAUUCAACACACAGCUCCAUCAGCGACGUCUCAAGUGGAUACAUCUCCACAAGUGUCUCCAUAAUGACUCUCUCUGAGUGUGCGGUCUCGAAUGUUGAUCGUCCUCUCCUCGACAGCACAGAGGCCAAAAUAGACUCUACUUCCAAAAAGACUGAACCAAAAACAGAGUUUGUGCCAAUAAGCAACAUGUCCCGGGAGCAUCAGUCAAAACUUGAACCAGCUGACCUAGAACUUGGAGAACAGACACCUACAGAAUCCCAGACAUCAGAAGAACAUGGUCAAGUGUCUCCUCUAGAUGCCUCUCCUCAAAAAAUCCUCAGUGUUUCUGAUUCCUUACCUCAAGAAACCUCUGAAGCCAGCGUCUCUUCAUCUUGUUCAGCCGCAUCAGUACCAUCUAUGCCAUUAGCACCACCAGUUGCCUCAAAAGCAUCUGAUCCAUCAGUACCGGUGAAGACCGCUAAGCCAUCAGCGCCUGCCCAGCAAUCAAGACCUGAACAAAACGUCAAACCCACUCCUCCCACCUCCAACCCUUUCCAAAUCCACAGAGUCAAGACCUCCGGCCUAAAGUCUUUCAAAGGGAUCCUGCCUGAAGAAGAGGAAGAGGGUAAAACUAAACACAAUAACUUUUCAUCUGCACUGAGCGAGUCUCAAGAAAGACUGGAGAUCCUUUCUGAUUCAGAGGAAAGCCUUGAGACUCCCGACUGGCUGAAGGAGGGGGAAUACGUCACUGUGGGCACCAAUAAAACUGGAACAGUCCGUUACGUUGGACCAACUGACUUUGCAAAGGGCGUUUGGGUUGGAGUGGAACUUGAUGUUCCAGCAGGUAAAAAUGAUGGUUCGGUCGGCGGUCGCCAUUACUUCCACUGCAACCCUGGUUACGGUGUUCUUGUGAGACCAAAUCGAGUUGUAAAAGCGACGGGUACCGCUAAACGAUCGAGGCAGAAACGCAAUCAGAACCUCUCGGGAUCUAGUCCCAACCUGGCAGCCCUUACAGCGAUGGCCAAAGGAGAAGCUGGAGCACGCAAGGGUGAAAACAGGAAGUCUUGGGUUAGCUGAGGAAAAUGCAUCAUUGUUGAUGGACGUGUACGGAGGACAUUAUUGGUAUGGCACUGAAACACUACACUGAUACUUGCAGGGAUGUAACUGCCACCUGAUUUACGCAUAUCUACACUACAUAGUGCCUAGUGUUCGAAAAGCCCAUGUUAGAGGUGUAUUUUCAGCCUCGGUAAGCAGUAUUUUUGGUAUUAUUCUUUUUUUAAAAAAUGUUUUUAAUAUCAUAAAGUGCCCCGCUUAUCUGAACCCAAUGUCAGGGAGUAUGUCCAUUUGGUUGUUCCCUAGAAAAAUCAGGACACUGAUGGAUUCAUUUCAUGAUUUUAUAUACAGUAGGAAGGCGAGGUGGGAUUUACAGUUUUAUUCAUAAAUAAUGUUUUUAGUGUUAUUAUGGUGCGUUGGUUCUGUAUUUUCUCUUGGUUUGGUACCUUUGAAUGAUUGUUUUUCCUUCUUCUUAAACAGAGUAAUUUAUGAUCAAAUUAUUUAUUUUGCAGAUCAAAGUAAUGACAAAAAAUUAUGUUGAAGAUUUUAUAUUGCAAUGGUGAGAGUAAUAAACUUUAUUAUUUUAUUAUCUUGCCUUUAAACGUCUGCAUGAAAUCGUAGAAGAUCGUAUAUUCUAUCUUCAAACUCUUUAAAACGCAGUCAUGUAAGAAUAAAAUCACACGGCUGAUCAUCAAUAUACCUUUAUUUUCCAGAAGAUAAAGUACUAAAAUAAACACAAGUUUUAAAAAAAGUCAUUUUAAACAAAGAAACUGUACAAAAAGUUCAUGUAUACUAUAGUAUACUUACAGAACAGUCUACUGUCCAAAAAAGGCACUAAAUUCUUAAAUGGGAGAUACAGAUGAUUCACAACAGAAUGCUUUGAAAUCAUAGACUUAUUUGAUUCAAACAAUCUUUAAAUUCAUAGUUACUGUCUUCUGUUUAUUUAUACAGUUGCUUUUAUAGGCCUAUACAUUUUUUUUGUUUAUAGACAUGAAAACUAAAUGGAAAGCACCCCAUUUAAACCAGCGGGGUUAGCGUUCGUUGCUCUGGAUUAAAACACUUGAGGCAACAGAACGAGUCAUUCGUAGUAUCUGUAUGUCACUGUGAGAUCAUGUAAAUGUCAAUACUUGACGUCAUACUGCAGUUUGGCACAUUCCGUCAUGUGUACAAAGAGGCUCUAGUGACACAGACGUGGACAAGUCGUUUCCUUAGUUUGAAAUACAACUGUAAAAGCACAUUUGAACAUCACAGCAUUAGAAAACGACCUGUAACAAACUUAUAUUACAAAAAAUGUGACAAAUAAAGUAGUGUUUCUUGAGUGAAGGGGGUGCAUGAUCUGAAUCAGACACGCUUCAGGAGACUGCUCUGAACAUAAAAACGGUGUAAAACAAUCAAAUAAAAAAAAGAAUCUUAAAUUAUUAAGCAAAAAUUGUCAUUUUAUAAAUAUCAAUUGUACACAGGAAGAAUCGAGGAAGGAUACAUAAAAAAAAAAACUAGGCUUCAUUAAUGACACGGACAGAAGCAGUUUCUGUUAGCUGUUUGUAAAACCAUUCUUAUGUCAUUUGUUGCUUUAUGCAAGUGUUGCAUUGAGUUUGUGAUCAUUUAUGUAAGAACGGCUCUACGAAUGAGUCGUUCUGCUCGUUUCAAUGAAUGAAGCCCAGCGAGUGAAUAGUUAUUUUAGAACCUUUUUGAAUAAAAUAAGCUACAUUUUGGAACCAAGCUUAUGUUAGAUGAGAGUUAGACUCUCAGAGCUGUGUGGCAGCAGAACAAACAUUUAUCAGUCAGUCUCUCGUGAACGAUUAACACUGUGAAAUUCUGAUGUCAUUUCACAAUAAUAAUAAAAGUUUUUGGGAGCUCGCACAUGUUAUAAUUCUGACUGCUGUCAACUUGAGCCAGUAUUUCACAUUGAUGUAUUUCGUUCUGAACAUCAUGAGAGCAGAUGCUUCGGUCUUUGCAUGUAAAUAAAAACGUAAAAGCUAAAUAAAUACAAACAUAAUAGCGCUUUAAUGCAUAUUCACUUUGGGUAAUGCUGGACACUUUUAACGGUUUAAAAUGAAGAAAGCUAGCGGUCUGCCCACUUAAGUCUCUCUUUGAAGGUUCAUUUAGAGUCCAGGAGACUUGCGCUUUGGCGGUUAUGUAACCACAUCUUUCAAGUUUCACUACAAUUAUAUUUCACCCCUCCCCCCCGCCCCAUUUGAACAAAAUUCAAAUCAAAGUACAGUGUAAUGCAAUUGGAUGAAUCU